AGUGUCCAUUUCUAUAACUUGUUACGUCAUGAAGUCCUGUCACCAUGUCCACUAUAAACAAAACAUAAAUCUAUAUAAAACGGACUUUCAUACCGGUUUCUAUACAAACACUGAUUUGGUAGCAGUAAGCAGAACUUUACUUCUGUACAAACUGAAUAUAACAAAAUGUCAGGAGGCGAAAUUGAUUUGAUUAACAGAGAUCCCAAUGGUCUUAACGCACAUUUAGGGACUCUUCAUUUCAACGAUGUAUUCGGAGAACCUGACGGUGUACACAGUAUAGACUGCGUCUGGAAGAUAUCAGCCAAGUGUUUCGACUGCUGGAAGCUGUUAUGUUACAACAUCCUGACCAUUGUCUACGGUAUCUUUAUUGCUGCUGAAUGGGGAUGUGAAUUCGCCAUCAUUGCUUUCUACCAUAUCUGGAUCAUUUCACCAUGCAUGAAGAUCUUUGAGAUCAACUGUGGACUCUGCCAGAGAAUCUAUGCAUCCUGUGUUAACUGUUGUCUCGUACCGUGUUGUGAAGCAAUGGGCUCACUAUUCGUUGCAUUCAAGAAAUGAUAAACUAUCUACAAACAAUGUAGCUUGUAAGAAGAUUGGACUUUCGGCAGUAGAACUACGAGCUCAACAAAUUCUUUUCGAACAGUCUUCGAUUUCGUGUUUGUGAUAAAUUUUAUUUUGUAUAGUUAUCAACUUGAUAUUCGAAAAAAGUCUGAAUGUGAUAAUUUAUUAUUUAUUAUGUAGUAUAAAGUACAAUUGUUAACAUUUAUACAAUCUUUAUUUUGAAUAAAAUGACAUUGUUAUACAG
Molecule: messenger RNA, 802 nt
Organism: Mytilus trossulus (common blue mussel)
Lineage: Eukaryota; Metazoa; Mollusca; Bivalvia; Mytilida; Mytilidae
Product: caveolin-1-like
Exons: 2
Coding region: 166-555 (129 amino acids)
Biological process (GO): caveola assembly
Cellular component (GO): plasma membrane; caveola
Molecular function (GO): molecular adaptor activity
Source: RefSeq, a predicted model, not a curated record